Symbiodinium sp. CCMP2456 is the source of this 376-nucleotide messenger RNA. The record is from the annotation of a GenBank genome assembly. Lineage: Eukaryota; Dinophyceae; Suessiales; Symbiodiniaceae.
GUGUUUCAUGUGCCGACGCUCCGGGACUGCACGCGGGCUGCCGGCCCCGCGGCUCUUGCUCUUCCACUUGUUGCUGACAUGCCGCGUGUGCGCGCUGGAAUAUCAUGCGGGCCAUGAGGCCCAGCAUGCGACGACUCUCGCCCGACGAGACCGGCGGAGCCGUCGGAGACCGGGCCACCGCCAGAAGCAGGGAGUCCAAAUCGCCCCGGACGGAUCUUCCCGACUCCAGGCGCUCACGCCACUGGAGGACAUGUCGUCCGAGUACACCGGUGCCAUCGGCGUUGGCACUGCAGCAGAUGGGGGGCCACAGUUCAAGGCACACGUGGUCUUCGACACCGGCAGUACCAACCUUUGGGUGGCCUCCGUCUUGUGCAAG